AUGUCGGCCUGCACACAAGCUGCUGCUUGGAUCAUAGUGAUUUGCAUUUUAUUGGCGUCUUUUUACUUUUACAACAAUCACCAGAUCUUCUCCUAUGUAUUCACGUCUGACGAGCUCUAUAUUACACCAGCAGCAAUCACUCCCAUGAUGGAGAACGAAUGCAAGUGGCCAGUGCUGCAACCAAUGGACGAGAUUUCGAGCGUCAGUGCAGUUCCUCCCAGAAACAUUGAAUGUGGCUCUGCCAUGAAACCGUUUGUGACACUGGAUGCGUUUGGAUUCCUCGAGCUUUCUCCGCCAACCGUGGGAGGAAAUCCAUUCGUCGAAACGGACAUAUCGUACGUUCCUUAUGCUCUUAUUUCACGGUAA
Cooperia oncophora is the source of this 366-nucleotide messenger RNA. NCBI's taxonomy places the organism in Eukaryota, Metazoa, Nematoda, Chromadorea, Rhabditida, Trichostrongylidae. The record is from the annotation of a GenBank genome assembly.